Molecule: messenger RNA, 4671 nt
Organism: Pyricularia grisea
Lineage: Eukaryota; Fungi; Ascomycota; Sordariomycetes; Magnaporthales; Pyriculariaceae
Exons: 4
Coding region: 1-4671 (1556 amino acids)
Molecular function (GO): ATP binding; nucleic acid binding
Source: RefSeq, a predicted model, not a curated record
AUGAGUAUAGGUCGAGACAGAUCGACCAGCCUAUUCACCAGCCAGAUGGGCGGUCAUGACAACGCAGACCCCGGAAGCGGUCAUGGAUUUCCGCAGAGUCUCGCCUUCAGCGGAGAUGUGACUCCAGCUACCUACAGUGGUGGAAUUCCUCAGCAUCCAUCAAAGAAUCAUCCCACGCCCUACUCAGGCCCAACAAAUCAGCCGCCGCCGAUUUUCAACAUUUAUCAGGCACAAUCAGCCCGUAUGGGCCUUGAUGCUUUUGAUCUACAGCUUCUCAAUACCUCUCCGUCUCUCCUCGGUCGAUCAUCUCUGCAAGAUCACACAAUCCCAUCCACCAUGGAGGUACCUUUGUCGAGUUCGACAUAUCAGCUACUGGAUUUCGCCAACGAACGCCCCUCUCCUGAUCCCAACUCGCUCUCUAGGCAUUCAGGUUCCGGUCAUUCUCAUCCAGAGCAAACCUGGGCUCCUCCUGUCGGUGCUCAACAAUAUCAAGAUGCACUAUUCAACAGACAGCUACCUACGCCAGAGUCUUCGAGCUCUGUCUUCCCCUUUCCGUCACUCCGACAGCGAAUACUGCAAUCUCAAGGUCCCUCCGAGCAUUUCUCGAACGCGACCUCUAUUCCACAAAUUGGAAACCAAUCUACGUUAAGCAGCUCAUCAAGCCCCGCCAUAUCUAGCCCGACAACAAGACUAAGUGAGCGUCCACAUGGCCACCCUGCGACGAGUGUACACACAUCCCAAGACGUCCGCAGGCCUGCACAACCUGCUACGCCACCCUCGCAGACAGAGCAGACCGUGCGUCACCUCGACCUGGGACAUGCUCCCCCAAUCGCCAAUGGCGUCCACCUGAUCAGCCCCAGAGAUGUCCUACCCGAUAGACUCCGAGCGAUUUUCCCUUUCGAACUCUUCAACGCCGUACAAUCCAAAUCAUUUGCAUCUGUCUAUGAAACAAAUGAUAACCUCGUCGUCUCUGCCCCCACCGGAAGUGGAAAGACAGCUAUCUUCGAGCUAGCCAUCUGCAAACUCCUUUCUCAGAAGACUGAUCAAAACUUCAAGGUUAUUUACGUCGCCCCCACAAAAGCCCUUUGCUCGGAGAGGUCGCGCGACUGGGAAAGCAAGUUUAGGCACUUGAAUUUGGCUUGUGCCGAACUCACAGGAGACACCUUCAGCACUGAUAUGUCUCGUGUGAGAGCUUCUCAGAUAAUUGUCACAACUCCGGAAAAGUUGGACUCAAUAACGAGGAGGUGGGGAGAUUAUCGCAAGCUUCUAGACCUCGUUCAGCUAUUGUUGAUUGACGAGGUACACUUCCUGAAGGACAUUCGCGGAGCUACUCUGGAAGCAUUGGUAUGUCGUAUGAAGACCCAGGGAUCCGACGUCAGGGUUGUUGCUCUGAGCGCUACUGUGCCCAACAGUGAGGACGUCGCGAAGUGGUUGGGCCGCAGGAAUACCAAGAGACACCAGCCGGCCCGGCUUGAGACUUUUGGUGAAGACUUUCGCCCCGUCAAGCUACAAAAGCACGUUUACGGUGUGCAUUGUUCAGGAAACGCCUUUCAGUUCGAGGCCCAGCUAGAUGUAAAGCUGUGUGAGGUGAUAAACAAACACAGCCAGAAGAAACCCAUCAUUGUCUUUUGCUUCACGCGAAAGUCAUGCGAGCUGACCGCCAAGAAGCUGAGUCAAAUGUGGAUGUCUGUCACAGACGACGAGAAGCCCUGGCCUGAACCUAAGCAGAGAGUGAAUGUCACCAAUGAAGGUCUCCAGCAAAUCACGCGGCAGGGUGUUGCUUUCCAUCACGCCGGUCUGGAGCAGCAAGAUCGGUUGGCUGUGGAAAACGCAUACCUCGAAGGACAACUCCACGUCAUUUGUUGCACUUCUACCUUGUCUGUGGGAGUCAACCUGCCCUGCCACACCGUGAUCCUCAAAGGGACUAUUGGCUACCAAGAUGGUAGGCUCCUCGAGUAUCCCGACUUGGAAGUGAUGCAGAUGCUCGGGCGAGCUGGCCGGCCGCAAUUCGACACCAGCGCUGUCGCCAUCAUCCUGACUAGGUCAGAAACCAAAGCAAGAUACGAGGCCAUGGCGUCAGGGACGCAGGUUCUCGAGAGUACUUUACAUCACAACCUGAUUCAGCAUCUGAACUCGGAGAUAUGUCUUGGCACCAUCAAAAGCCUCGAUUCUGCCAAGGACUGGCUUAAAGGAACCUUCUUCGGUGUCAGACUCCACUCUAACCCGUCGCAUUACAAACUCGACGCUCAAUCUCCCAAUCAGGAGAAAUUGCGGAAAUUUCACGUUGAUAGAUCGAUCGAAGAUAUCUGCGAGCGAGAUAUCAAUCUGUUGCAGGAAGCAAACUUGGUCAGAUCAUGUAACGACGUUCUUGAGUGCUCACCAGCUGGGGGGGCAAUGUCGGCUUAUAUGAUUCGCUUUGAAACCAUGAAGAUGAUCCUUGGCAUGACAACUGGGACAAGGAUUUUUGAACUUCUCAUGACACUGGCAAAAGCUGAAGAGUUCAAAGAUUUGUAUAUCAAGUCGAACGAAAGGGCUCUUUACCGGACUCUGAAUGAAUCUCCGUUCAUGCGAAGCAAAGUGAAGGCAAAAAAUAUCACCGAGGCUUGGCAAAAGGUUUUUAUCAUCAUCCAGAUUAGCCUUAGUGGUGGCGAGUUUUCAUCACCCAAGUCAGAUAACAGCAGUGCUGUGUCAAAGAAUCAGUAUAACAUCACAAAGCGGCAGGUCCUCGACCGCAUGAGGUAUCUUUUACGCUGCGUUAUUGAUUGCAAAGGUGCAGAGGGAGAUUCUGAGACUGUCAAGAAUGCGUUGGAGCUCCUGCGGUCAGUCAUUGCGGGCGGGUGGGAAGGUUUGCCAUCGCAGCUACUCCAAGUCCCUGGCAUAGGUCCAGUCUCCAUGCGCAAGCUUACUGCCCACGGUAUUACAAGCAUGUCGUCGCUGUUGGGGGCAGAUUACAUGGAAAUAGAGACCUUCCUGACCCGAAAACCCCCUUUUGGCAAGAAUCUCAUGGACACCAUGAAGAUGUUCCCCAAGUUGGGCCUUGAACUCAAGCUCUCUGAGGCAUCUAACCCGAGUCAGCCCAGUGAGGAUGACCAUGCAGCGGUUACAGUUGAGGCAAAACUGACAUGUCAGCGUCUGGAUAGCGGCGGUCCCUUACCGGGUGGCAGGGUUGGCUAUCUCACCUUCCUGGCUGAGACCUCGGAAAAGCGGCUGGUCUACUUUUGGCGUGGACGUGACUGGAAGGCCAAAGGUGAUGGAGUGAGACUGAACUUCUCGGCGCAAUUUAACAGCGGAGAAACUGCCAUCUCUUGCCACUUCAACUGUGAGGGUUUGGUUGGGCUCGGCGUCUCGAAGACUGCCCAUCGCACCCUUCAAAUCCCCACGUCUGCCAAAAGGUCGAUGCAAAAGACAGCUGCCAAACCAGUCAAAAGGAACAAUGCUGGCAAUAGUCUCACUGAGCCCAUCGAGAUUGACGAGGAUGGCUUGGAAGAUGAUGAUCUUCUUCAGGUGUUGGAGCAAGUGGAGCACACGUCGCGCCCUUCCAAAAGGUCUCGUGGAGACAAUGCCAUGGAGGAGGAGGAUGAUGAUGAUGAUGACUUCCCUUCUGUCGAAUACAUAGCAAGAUCGAACAAGGCGACCUCUCCGGAGCAGACAGUGCACGAACCGGUGCAGCUCCCCAGCGGGAAAUGGAAAUGUAACCACACUUGUGCCGAGUUCGCUCUCACCAAGACUGGACAGCCAUGUAAACACAAUUGCUGCCAUGAAGGACUUGAGAAGAAGCCCAAGCCUAGGGUAAGGGCAAACAUCGAAGGCGGCAGCAAAAAGAGAAAGCUGGACGGCGAGGAACUGGUCAAGACCGGUGCUAGCAGCCCUAGAUUAUCGACAGCAAAGAGCUCACUAAGCAGCUCCAUGCCUCCACCCAAGCGACCGAAGCCUUCCAAAGGAGCCGAAUCGCAAAAAGUGCAUGGAAAAUCAGCCACCGCUGUUACUUCAGGCAAAAGAGCCCAGAAGUAUAUAGCACCAACCUCAUAUCAAAUACAGAAGGCACAUGUCAUUGACUUGUCUCAAGACGACAGCGCGUCGUCAUCCAACGAGGCUGAGGGCACUGGUGAUGGUAAUGGUGAUGGCCUUACAGUGUUGCCUUUGAAGUAUCAAGGUCGACUGAGCCGUCAUCUACAGGAUUGGGGCCAACCGGAGCAUUUUGACUUUGACAAUUUCGAGUAUCCAGACCCCAGCAAAGCGGUUCAGGCUACCCCAGGACCUUUCAAGGAAGGCGGAAUGGAUGUCACCUUGACACCCGAGCCUAUGCUAGGGAUCACUGUCUCUGGUGGCAUCUCGAAGGAAGACCAGAAGAAGCUCCUAGAGGCGUCACGGAUGCUAGGUUUGCGCUCUUCUCCGGAAAUUGUUCAUACCGAUACACCCGAGGAAUUAAGCUUGCCUGGAAGUUCAUACAAGCUGACAGACGAGCCGGAAAGUGAGAUCUACAAGCUAGACCAUGAGCUUGAUUUGGGCCAGAACUCGAUUUAUACUCCCGAGGGGCAUGUUGAAGGCGAGAUUAUGGACGAUACAAUUGUGGUCGCCAACCCUCCCCAGGCGACAGAGCCAGAGUGGGUCAACGAGAUGGACCCUGACAUGAUCGAUUUCUUCCGGGACAGCAACAUCACGUUCAUCUAG